AUGAAGACUGAUCUGCAAGGAAACGCUGAGAAGCAAACUGACGCCGGUGAAUUCAACACCAGAUCUAUCCUGACAAUCAUCGGAUCCGCCCUCUCAGCUUUCUGUACUGUUGGCUUUCUCAACGCAUUUGGUGUUCUUCUGGACUGGUACCACCGGCAUGAGCUUAGUGAUCACAGCGAAUUUGACAUAUCUUGGAUCGGGUCCUUUACUACAUUUGCAUUGUUCCUUACAGCCAUUCCCGCAGGUCUGCUGGCAGAUCGAGUACGUCCGACGAUCCUUCUCAUCGUCGGCGGCAUCGUCACCCUCUUUUCCAUGUUCAUGAUCUCCCUCUCCAAAGAAUACUAUCAAUUCUUCCUUGCUCAGGGCUUUCUGCUGGGCGUGGGCCAUGCUUUCUUCACCUUCCCCGUCAUCACUGUGGUCAGUCUUCAUUUCAACAAGAACCGCGGGUUGGCAACAGGUUUCACAAUAUCGGGUUCAUCACUCGGAGGCGUCAUAUGGCCUAUCGUGCUGGACCAGCUCCUCAACUCAGACGGUGUCGGCUUCUCCUGGACCAUCCGAAUUGUGACUUUCACCAUGCUACCACUCGUCGUGAUAUCUUGUGCUACUGUCCUUCCACCUGCCAAAAAUAAAGCAACAAAUGAGGAAGGUGCAUCGACGACUGCCGGAGAAAAGGACCAAACAAAGAAGAAAACGGACCUGUCCAUAAUCAAGAAUCCGGUAUUCAUUACUUUCUGCACAGGCCUUGGAAUCUACUAUUUGGGUAUGUUCACCCCUUUCUUCUUCGUCACCUCAUACGCCGUCAGCAUCGACAUGUCAACCGGCUUCGCAUUUUACCUGGUUUCCAUUUUGAAUGGAGCCUCACUUUUUGGAAGAAUCUCUGCCGGCUUCUUCGCGGAUCGGUAUGGCUACUUCAACCUGUGUUCGCUAGCAGCUUUAGCUUCGGCCCUGAUUACUUUUUGCUGGACUGGUGCAGACAGCUCCGCGGGUCUGGUGGUGUGGUCUUCGGCCUAUGGAUUCGCGUCCGGCUCGAUCCUGAGUCUUCAGGUGGCGUGUGCAACUAAACUGGCAACUCCCCAAACAUAUGGCACUGCUGUCGGCAUGACCAUGGGUAUCGUCUCCUUAACAGGCCUUUUCGGCUCCCCUAUCAGCGGCGAAUUGAUCAAGUACAGCUAUCUCGCCUUAUCCAUGUACGCGGGCGCAGUGCUGGCGGUCGGUGGUAUCCUGAUUUGUUUCACCCGGCUCCAAUUGUCUCGCAAACUCCUUCAUAUAGUGUGA
Rhinocladiella mackenziei CBS 650.93 is the source of this 1275-nucleotide messenger RNA. RefSeq lists its product as uncharacterized. The transcript has 5 exons. Gene Ontology annotation, molecular function: transmembrane transporter activity. The record is from RefSeq and is a predicted model, not a curated record. Gene Ontology annotation, cellular component: fungal-type vacuole membrane. The coding region runs from base 1 to 1275 and encodes 424 amino acids. NCBI's taxonomy places the organism in Eukaryota, Fungi, Ascomycota, Eurotiomycetes, Chaetothyriales, Herpotrichiellaceae. Gene Ontology annotation, biological process: transmembrane transport.